Prorocentrum cordatum is the source of this 1377-nucleotide messenger RNA. Lineage: Eukaryota; Dinophyceae; Prorocentrales; Prorocentraceae. The record is from the annotation of a GenBank genome assembly.
GACUUGCUGCCAGAGGCAGGUCCAGUGCUGCACUGGGCCGCCAGCCCGGGCCAGGACCUGCCGCAGGUGCUCGUUGGCCGCCUCGCGUGGCCAUCACGGCCCCCAACGCUGCACUGGGCAGUCUGCUUGAGUCAAGGCACGGAGAGGGGCUGCAGCGACGCGCGGCUGGACUGCGGUCUGCCCCACGGACCAGGCGGAUGGCCGUUCUCGAGCCCUGGCCCGCUCGCACUGCGCUGGCGCGCGGCCUUCGGCGCGGCGCGGCCGAAGCAGAGGGCCGCCCACGCAAAUGUCCGCGAGCUGCAGGCGGCGCGCGCCGCACCCCGGCGUCGGGCGCACAAGGCGAGCUGCCCCUCCAGCAGGUGGCCCCACCUCGUGGACAGCCAGGUCGUCGCAGCCAUCGCGGCGAAGGGCAGGAGCAACAGCCGCCGAUUCCAGCCCACGUUGCAGCGUUGCGUUGCGGCCGCGGUCGCGGCGGACAUGCACCAAGUCGUCGGCAACGCGGCGUCAGGGGACAACCCGGCGGACGAAUCGUCGCGGUGGUUGCGGCGUGGCUCGCGGCUCAGGCAUCGCUACCUCGCAGCAGUCAGCAGCCUGCUGGAACACCACGGCGCGGUCGAAGCGGGCGUCAAGGCGCUGGGAAAGGAGAGCGAGGACGCCGACGCGCUGAUAGCGGGCUACUCGGCAUCGCGGCUGCACCUCAGCUGGGCGCCGCUGAAGACGCGGCGGAAGCGCGAGCCCGCGGCGCGGGCGCUGCCCUUCACGCCCGAGACAGCGGGCGCCAUGGCCGAGUUCACGGUCGAGGCGGGCUGCAUCGACACCGCGCACUUCUUCGCGGUGGCGUUCGCAGGUUUGUUGCGCGGCGGCGAAGCUUUCAUCUUGCAGGGCGACGGCGCGGCGUUGCGCGGCCCGUACGCAGUCCUUCGCAUCGCCUGGUUUGAGACGACGGCAGGGCGCGAUGCGGCGGAGGCAUUCGUGAUCCGAUCGGCCAUCAAGAUGCUGUUGUUGCGGGAAGCGUUGGUGGGCUUGCCAGAAGGCGAGCGUUUGAGCUCGCGGUCCCCCCACCAGCUGCGGAUGGCCCUGCUGGCGCUGGUCGAGGGCCUCGGUUUCCAGGAACUCUUCAGCUGGCACUGGCGCUGGCGCGGCGGCGCCCUUGAGCAUCUCUUGAGAACGAAGACCAUGGUAGGCACUCUGGCGCUGACGGCGGGCGUCGUCCCAGACGGCCAGAAUCUACGUCGAGGCCGCCGCGUCCGACAUUGUCCUCGUCCAGCCUGGUGACUUCGAGGCGAGCCGGGUCUAGUACGGGCUCCGAGUCUUGAGGGCUUCCAUUCGGUUAUGGUUGAACGCAUUACUUGUCAUUGCCUCUGGUUGCGAGCAAAG